AUGUCACUGCGGAAGGAAGAUGUUUACGAGACCGAAGAUUUGCCAGAGGAUGAUCAACAAAUGGUUGAAGAUGAGAUCACUGAAUCGGAAGAAGUAGAGCGUAUACAUAUCGACGUUGAUAGCGCUAUGAAACGAUUCAAAGGUCGCAUAUUGAGCACAGAAAAUGUCGAUUUUUCGGAUUCUAUUGCACAGAGAAGGCGCCGUGGAUAUGGUGGUGGUUCAUAUGUACUUGAAGUCGUUGGGCCUUAUGCAGAUGAAGCGGAAACGUUGGAGCAGAAGUUUACUCGUUUAAAUUGUGAGAUAAACGAUCUAGCAGAAGCGAUACAAGCACAGAAAGUAUCUGAGAAACCGGAUACAUGUAUUGUACACGAAGAAGAUUUAAUUGCUAUGCUGGAAACAUUGAAAGCUUUACAAAUCAAUAGAGAUACCAUUACAACUUCUGUUCAACAUGAAAAAAAAGAUAACAAAACGGAAGGUGGAACCUUUUUCGUCGAAAAUAACGUUGUGAAUGGACGUCUAGCAGUUUUGGAGAAUCGAAUCAACCGUUUAGAGCAGAUGAUUGAUGGUGUUGGUGCUGGUUGUAAUGAAUCCAUGAAAGUUUGCAAAAUUCCAGUUGCCGAAGCAGUUGAAGAUUUACGUAUGCGUGUACAAUUGUUACAUCCUGCUCAUGUUGAUGGUCUUCAUUCACGUAUCACGCAGCUUCUUUCUAAGCUACAACAAGUAGAGGAAAAAAAGAAGGAGAAGGGUGAUUCGGAGUUCGAGGAUAAGGUUGAUAAGCUAUAUGAGAUGAUGAGUCGAUGGGAUGUAGCUUGCACUGGCUUAUCUUCUGCAGUUAAAAGAAUGUAUGAUUUAAGGAAACUUCAUGAACAAGCAGAACAGUUCAGUAAAAAAUUGAGUCAGUUGACGGGUAUCCGUUCGCAGUUAGCCAAAACGAUGGAAAGAGAAGAAAUGAUGUUAUUUGAUUUCCGUCAACAAACGCAUGCAGCUUUAGAGAAGCUUGGUGUUGAUAUCGCUAGGCUAGAAGAACGAAUCAGUAAACUAAAUUCCUAA
This is a messenger RNA of Cercopithifilaria johnstoni, 1050 nucleotides long. NCBI's taxonomy places the organism in Eukaryota, Metazoa, Nematoda, Chromadorea, Rhabditida, Onchocercidae. The record is from the annotation of a GenBank genome assembly.